UGUGGAGGUGGGGGGCAGUGCCCUGUCUUGGCCCCGGGGGUCUGGCCUUCAGGUGCAAGCCAGACUGGACCGCAGGGAGACGAUCUGGCUGAACGGGAUGGCAGAGGGACGAUGUCUUCAGGUCACAGCAGGUCAUAUGAGCGGUCCAGGUCUGAACGAGGACAUCGCCAUAGUGGCAUGUGUGGGAACAAAUCACACUUUGAUGCUGGAUGUGCAGAAAAGAGACGGCAGAAGCAAGCCUGAAACUCUAGGCAGCGUGUCAGUGGGAUCUGCCAAUCAGAGGCUGAUUCUGAGAGCAAAUGGCUGUUUGGAAAGUCUAACUGCAGUCGAGGCACGUAUUCAAUAUUUAUGUUCUCAAUUUCGGAAUAAGCUGUGGGAGAGAAUCAAGACAUUUCCGCAUCUCCUUGUUGAAUUCAAACGACAGUCCAGAGACAGUGAGUUGCUCCAGGAGCUGAGCUUUGUGCCCCUUCAUGUUUCCCAGCGAGUGGAGGCUCUGCUGGGGCACAGAGACAGGGGUUUGUUGGCGCUGUGGCAGAACAGCCCCCUGCGUUGCAUUGUGACAGGCAGCCUGCCUCGCUUUCUUGGCCUGCUGCAGCACGCCUCCCUGCUGGGACAACAGGAAAUGAGGAGGCCCCUUGCUACUCUGGCAGGUGUGUACCAGGAUGUGAAGGGCCAGAGGCCAGAGGCGUUGUGGAGGGAGGCUGUUUCAUUGUGGACUGACGGGCUGGUGGAGGUUCUACCUGUGCUGUUGGAUAAUCCUCAGCUGAGGCCGCUGGUUCAGGCCAGUGUCACCACACUCAGCGUCGCCCUGGAAGUGGCAGGUCAGCAUACCUACCACUGGGUGGAGACCAGGCUGGCAAUGGCUCUGUCUGGAGUCAGGAAACAACUGGCCUCUGUCUACAAAUUCUCCCCCAGUGAGUGCUCAGUGAUUGCAUCAGUGCCGCUGCCACUGCUUCACUGGUCCAGGGUGUCCGAGGCUGGACUGGUGGAGAUCCUUCUGGAGGAGUGGCUCCUGAGGCCCCUGCAAACCCUCGUCUCCGUUAGACCCAUAGCUGAGCUCUACCACCUCAAAAGGAAGAUCAUGGACAGCCCAUUUAUACACCAAGCUCUGCUGGUGGCGGAUCAGUUUGUAGUGACAUUUGACGGUCACCUGUAUGAGCUCCCGAGCUCCUGUCCGCUGCUGCUUGCUCAAGACAUCAGCGCUGACCCGUUAUUCACGUUGGUGCUCAGGUCUGACUCACACAACCUCCUUCUAAUAGGAAUGAAUAACAACACCAUCAACAUUCAGCACAAUGGACAGGUGAAGGCCAGCUGCAACAACGCUGUAACGCACACAUUUCAAACUGACUAUGGAGUGGCUGUCAGAAGCGCGUCAAACAUUGUGCAGGUGUCCAGUCAGAAUGGAGCGUCAGUUUCAUGUGACCUGUUGCUUGAGGUGUGCAGUUUCGCUCUUGAUGGAUGGUUGCAUGGCACGUCCACUGGUCUGUUAGGGACUAAUGACAAUGAGGCAGGGAAUGAUUUUCCUUUGCCUGACGGAUCUCAAGCUGAAAACCUAAACAGUUUCUUCUACAGUUGGCAGAUGAAACCGGACUGUAUUAAACCGCCAGGUGUAACAGAGCACUCUCCUAAACCAGCCUCAAGCCCUGUGAGCUGCCACUUUAUGUUCUCGUCUCCCGAUUCUCCGCUGAGUUCUUGUUUCAGGGUGGUGGAUCCCGGUCAGUUCUUGUCGGUGUGUGAGUUGAGCUCCUCCAGAGCCCCCUGCAGAUUGACAUCUGCUUUUGUUCAUCUAUGCCAGCAGAACUACAUACCUCUGGAGGUCCCUGUUCAGUGCUUGAAAGUAUAAAGGAAGGACAAGUUAAGGAAGAGCAAAGAUGGGCGAUUUUUGACACUUUUAUACCACUGUUUGUGCUACAUUACUAAUAUACUUAUGUUUUGUAAAAUACAGUACUACAUUGUAUAGUUACACAUUAUUAUACAACCUGUAAUGUACAUUUUAUUCCUGUUUAGACAUGCAGAUAUUGUGCCAGUAAUGUGAAUGUGAACAUACUAACUAUAGCGAGU
This is a messenger RNA of Micropterus salmoides (largemouth bass), 2061 nucleotides long. RefSeq lists its product as uncharacterized. The transcript has 13 exons. The coding region runs from base 98 to 1843 and encodes 581 amino acids. NCBI's taxonomy places the organism in Eukaryota, Metazoa, Chordata, Actinopteri, Centrarchiformes, Centrarchidae. The record is from RefSeq and is a predicted model, not a curated record.